AUGCAGAACCUGUCCAUCUCGUGCGCUCUGGUCUGCCUCAUCGUGUUGGGCAGCGCCGCCCUGGUGGGCGCCUUCGGAGUCCUGCGACACCAGAUCAGCGCCGUCCUGAUCACCGGCGUCAUGUACCUGCUCGCCGCGACGUUCGCGAUGUUCACGCUGACCAUCAUGCACUUCAAGCGGGCGCAGGGGCGCGCGGCGCGCGUCGACUCGCUGUGCGUGGGCCAGGGCGCGGACGAGGCGUCGCUGCUGACGGACGGCGUGUCGCCGAGCGGCGCGGCGCUGGAGCGGCGCCAGCUGCGCCUGGACGCGGCCGUGCUGCGCGCGCGCCUCUUCGCGCCCGGCUGGAGCGUCGACCUGGGCUGGGGCGGCGUGGCGCUGUGCGCCGUCGCCGCCGUGCUCUGGCUGCUGCUGUCCAAGAUCAUGCGCUACCGCAGCCCGCUCGCCUCGCUGCUGCCCGCAUAG
Molecule: messenger RNA, 462 nt
Organism: Schistocerca serialis cubense
Lineage: Eukaryota; Metazoa; Arthropoda; Insecta; Orthoptera; Acrididae
Exons: 2
Coding region: 1-462 (153 amino acids)
Source: RefSeq, a predicted model, not a curated record